UACACAAAGCCAACCUCAGGAAGCACACUGAUAUCCAGGGGGAAGUAAAGAGCCUCGGUGUGAAUGGCUCGUUUGUAGGGGCGAACGUCACUUAGCAACACUUAGCAACCCAGUCCUGGAGAUUUCCCUUCAACCCUGAUGAUGAUGAUGUCGUCGGAGGGAGUGAAGAGCCAGCAAGAGUGCUCUCUGCCGCCGCGUCAUUCAGCUCCGACUCGCUGAAAGUUUGUCCACGCUCCUCUCCAACUUGAAAGAGGGCAGCGUCAUUGGUUGAUAGAACUUGAUCGGAGGUUGGUCGUACUUCAAACUCUGAAUCUUUCCCUGCAUCGGUCUCUCCUUUGUCCGUACAUGGCUGCUGUUUGUUAAUCGCAUUGAACAAACACCUUUUUUACUUUCAACCACUUAGUCUGAGACUUCCAGAAGAGUUUGCUGUAUUGUACAUCAAUUGGAGACUUGGACAGUCUACAAAUGCAAGGUUGACCCGAGAGGGUGCCUUUGGAGUUUGAGGACAUCAGCUCUUGUGUUUCUCUUGGUAACUCCUCUUGAACAUGCCAUCCAGGACUUUCAGUGGACCUGUUGAUACUGUCCCUCCUUCAUCUACCUCCUUCGUUUCUAGCGUUGCAACCAUGAAGACUCUCUCUUUCUCAUCAGAGGUUUACGUUGAGAUAUUUGUAGGAUGUGUCGUCUUCAUACUGGCAAGCUCUUGGAGGAAAAUUCGCAACAUGGUUCACUGGUCACCGUUCGUCCAGUCCUUCAAGAAAAAAUACCCCUGGGUCCAACUAGCGGGACAUCAAGGUAACUUCAAAGCCGGUGAAUAUGGUACCAUCCUCAAGAAAUACUGCCCGAAGGAACAGACAGCAUUGAGCUCAUUAAUGUCAGACGUCCUGAGACCGUAUAUACCGGAAUACAAGGGAAUCGUAGAGAGGAACUCAGAAAAAUACGUUCAAAUGCAGGAUCUUCUGGGUGAGUUUGACAACCCUUCCGUCAUGGAUUGCAAAAUGGGAACAAGAACGUAUCUCGAAGAGGAACUCAUGAAAGCGAGGGAAAAGCCCAAACUCAGAAAGGACAUGUAUCAGAAGAUGAUUGAGAUCGACCCCAACGCACCAACGGAGGAGGAGAAGAACAGGCAAGCCAUCAUCAAGCCACGCUACAUGCAAUGGAGGGAAUAUGUGAGCUCUUCAGCGACGCUCGGCUUCAGAAUAGAAGGUGUCAAGAAAGGAGACGGCCACUCGAGUCGGGACUUCAAGACGACGAAGACUAGAGAUCAGAUCAGCGAGAGCUUCAACUUCUUCGUCGACGGCGGCGCUGAAGUCCAAGCCAGGUAUAUCAGAAGACUGAAAGCCAUCCGUGCAACGCUGGAAGCAUCACCGUUCUUUAGCAAUCAUGAGGUCAUCGGCAGCUCUCUCUUGUUUGUCCACGACCGGACGGGCAAAGCCUGCGUCUGGAUGAUCGACUUCGGCAAGACCACGCCCCUCCCCGACAGCUUCACCAACGACCAUCGGACGCCCUGGGUGGAGGGCAACCACGAGGACGGCUAUCUCUAUGGGCUGGACCAGAUGAUCCAGGUCUGGACCGAACUAGAAACCACGAAACCAGCAUCAUAGUCCAUGCUGCCCGCCCUCUGUAGUUGUUGUAGCGUUUGGUGUAACCUUUGAACUGAAUCUAGUCAGCUGAGGAAAAAGAGAGAGAGAGAGAGACGGGGGUAGAGCAAUGGAUACAAUCCCCCGUAACUCGUAACGGAGCCAUUCCGCGAGACGACGGCGAGAGAUCCCAUCGGAGGAGAGGAAGGCCUCCUGCUCCAGGGAGGACAGCCUGGAUGGGUUGUCAGGCGGACGGUGGUGUUUCAGCAUUUCAAGAUGUUGGAUUUGAUUUUUGUUUAUGUUCAUGGAGUGUCAAAAUUCAUCUCAGGUCCAGAGACAGCGCGAGAGGAACCAAGUUUUCUGCCAAAAUUUAUAUGCAGAAAUAUAGAUGUUAAUAGUAAGAAUGUAUCACCAGUCACCAGUGUCCUCAUCAGGCUGCUAGGACAACAUACAACCCCAAGGAGUGGACCUUCAGAGGUCUUGGACUUUGUUUGAUAAGAAUCCUCAAAGAGGGCCGUGUCUGUUGAAGUUAAGUGUCAGGUUCACAGUCCAAAUAUGGACUUGUAUGCACAAGACGUACCUUAUCAUUUGCACAUCCUAACGGUUAAACUCGCAUAAUACCCUUUGCUUUAUUAGCUUGAGAUAGAUUGGGAUAAACCCUAUUCGUAAUGCACAUGAAACAAAAGAACACCCUAAGAGGUUAAAUGCCAGUAACCCAAUCUCAUCACAAAACCAUCUCCAAGUGAACUAAAAAACGGUUAUGGGUUUUGUAAGCUUUGUCCGUUCUAAUUGUUGGACUGAUGUCAGUUUGGUCGGUGUGACAGGGUCAUUACAUCCUGGAGAGGGACUCCACUUUUACGCAUUGGAGUCCCUGAUCAAGUGUUUCUUUGCCAAGAUACUAUAGAUGCCUUUGUAUACAGGUGGCCUUUCCAACUCAGGUUGAAAUAAGAGGUCGGGUCCUUUUGGAUGUGUCUAAAAAAAAAAUCUGCAAACUGUUAGUGGUGCCCCCUUUUCCACUUUUGUUUCUUGUUUCUUUGUGUUUUGCAACUAUGCAAGAAUUUGGUUCAUAGUGAAAUAAUUAUCCUUGCUUAUAUAGCGCCUAACACUUACUUUAUCAGAAGUCUCUAAGCGCUGUACAAUAAUGCAGCAUGAUAAAGGGAUUUUUUUCUUCACAGGGGCUGGGCACCACAUACAGUUCAGCAGAGUUUUUUCCAUCUUUUCCAGAAUGUGGCUACCCUUGGUAAAAAGGACCCAGUAAUAAGUAUUUUCAUCAUUACCAGUCCGUCAUAUGCAAUUCUGAUCAAUGGAGCAUCGACAUGCUUGUGGUAUGUGAGUCGCGUUCUAUGAUCGCAAGUUCCUAAUGCAAAUGGCCCAAGCUUGCAUUAGCCAUGAAGAAGAAUGACUUGAGACAAUUCCUCUACAUUCAUUCGGAUUUCAUCCCCUCUCCCAACACUCAGAAAUCUGUUGUUAUAAUAAGCAACGGAUGUACCUGUGUGCCUUUCAGUUAUACUCUACAGUACAGUACAUCUCACAUCCAAACAUUACACUGGUGGUGUUUAUACUAGUUUGACUUUUUUGUUCUCAUCGGGAAUUUUUUUUUGAGAUUUGUCUAUAAAUUUCAAGUUUCAUUUUAUACAAAUGUGGUGAUUUUUUAAAGUGGAAAAAUAAGGCAUGUUCCACACUGUUGGUUGUCACAUUUAUUUUUCUUUCUUUUUUUAUUAAUCUUUCUAUUUAGCAUAACACAGGUAGCUCUUAACAGUAACGUGAUGUCUUAUAGUGCUUAUGUUUUGGUACCAAAUUUUCUACGUUUUAUUUCAUAGCUUAUGCCUUAUUUAUAUAAACACGAUUGUUUUAUUUUAUCUUUAUCUUUCAAUGUAAAUUGACACCAGAGGCUUGUUUAUAACCUUUCCCCAAAAAUCAAUCGCCUUUCUGCCUGAUUUUGAAUUUAACCGAGCCUUGUAACGCAUUUGCUGCAGUCGAUGUUCUCAGUAUGUGUUCUUAGGUUGUUCGCGUUCACUCUUGUCACGUUUCGUAUCAAUUUCUCUCUCUCCCCCUCUCUCUCUCUCUCUCUGCACCUUCGUAAUUUUCAAAAGUAAUAACAAAAAUCUCAGUGUAAAUUGUAUCGAUGCAUAUUGCUUGAAUUUGUAUAUAAUGGUAUUGCUGAUCAGCAUUUUUCGUAAAUUAUAGAUUGUACAUUUUCACAUUACUAUAGCAAGUUUAUUAUUAGAUAUUUACUCAAGAAAUAACAUGGGUUCGUAAACGUCUGCGAAAAUGCCGAACAAUGAAGCUCGGCGUGACGGCAGAUAUAGAGCUAAUGAUAUUAAGGAUGUUGUAACUUCAAGAUGAUGAGCUUUUAUAUAUGAUACGAUGUUCCAGCACCACAUAUGUUGGCUUUGUCAAAUGCAAUUUGAAAUCUUUCCAUUCUUUGCGUGAAUAUGAGUUUCAACAAGUUAUCGUGCCUAUCGAUUUCAUGGCUGUGAACAAGUUACAUUUCAUAAAUUGAUUAAAAAAUUAAUUGUGUGUUAACAUAGGAUCAGGGUUUUUAAUAUUUUAGAAGGCAACUCAUUUUUACUUUCCGUUGGGACUGUUUGUUUUGUUUUUAAGCGUAAAUGCCUUCUUUCCUGGUAUAACUUGUUUAAUUUUAACAUUAUCGUGUAUGUCGUCAAAUUAUCUCCAUCUAAACUCCUCAACGAAAGUUCUGCAAUUCAAGUUUGAGCCCUAAUAUAUUCCUUGUUAUUAUAUUAUCAUAUUUAACAUAUACUAACGAGAGAUAUCAACGCUAAAACUUGAAUUGCAGAACUCUUUCAGGGACUUAUUUGGGUUCUUUUGAGUUAUUAAUACUUCAAACAUUACAAAAGUCAAUACUCUCAUGUAACAUGAGAUAAAUUAGUAUGCAAAUGUGUUGGAGAAAAUGGUGAGCAUUCGAUUUAUAUUUUUAUAAGGGGAAAAAACAACUGCCAAUUUUCUACAUUCAUCCCUUGUAAGAUUGAAAAUGUUCGCUAAUCUUCAAUACUUUUAAUCUUUGAAUCUUGUCAAAAUCUUCAUAACAAAACUAGAAGAUCUCAAUUUGCUACAUCCUUAAAUCUUUCUUGUAAUGCAUAAACAUGAAAUUCUUCUAUUAAUAUUUUCAAAAUCAUAUUUCAUAACGAAAUGCUUUUCAUGAUUGUUAAAGGUGUCCAUAUCUUUCAUUUGUCAUGUGUAUUCCAUUUCAACAUUCCCCAAGAUCCUCAGACAUUUAUAUCAAAACCUAUAAAACAUGACUGUCUUUCAGCAUUUUCGUUUGUAAUACUACAGGGCCAGAUGUUGACUGUAAGAGUCACAUUUUAGUCUUAUUUUAAUGUUAUUUGGAAGUGUGAACUGGUGCAUUCCAUGCCGAGUAGCGUCAGGAGUUAUGUAAGCUCUAUUAACACUGUAACCCAAAAUCAUCACUUGUU
This is a messenger RNA of Strongylocentrotus purpuratus (purple sea urchin), 5011 nucleotides long. Its product is annotated as inositol-trisphosphate 3-kinase B. Gene Ontology annotation, biological process: inositol phosphate biosynthetic process. NCBI's taxonomy places the organism in Eukaryota, Metazoa, Echinodermata, Echinoidea, Camarodonta, Strongylocentrotidae. The transcript has 8 exons. Gene Ontology annotation, molecular function: inositol tetrakisphosphate kinase activity; inositol-1,4,5-trisphosphate 3-kinase activity. Bases 546 to 1601 code for a protein of 351 amino acids. The record is from RefSeq and is a predicted model, not a curated record. Gene Ontology annotation, cellular component: cytoplasm; nucleus.